Amborella trichopoda is the source of this 1379-nucleotide messenger RNA. Its product is annotated as non-functional NADPH-dependent codeinone reductase 2. Lineage: Eukaryota; Viridiplantae; Streptophyta; Magnoliopsida; Amborellales; Amborellaceae. The record is from RefSeq and is a predicted model, not a curated record. Gene Ontology annotation, molecular function: oxidoreductase activity, acting on the CH-OH group of donors, NAD or NADP as acceptor.
CCUUCACAGCACUUCUAUUAUUGUAGAAUCAGAAGCAUUUGCUUUGCCCACAGAGAGAGGGAGGAGCUCAAAUACUGAAUUGAAGAGUAGGCAUGGAGAAGGAAAUAGGAGGCAUUCCUCAAGUGGUUCUAAAUUCGGGUCACAAGAUGCACUUAGUGGGGCUGGGCACUGCAAAAGACCCCUUCAUUGAGGACGAGUCCCUUAAAUUCCCAAUUUUAGAGGCCAUGGAGCUAGGCUACAGACACUUCGACACUGCUAUGAUAUACAAGUCAGAGAAAGCCCUAGGCCAAGCCAUUGCCGAAGCCCAAGAGAGAGGCAUCAUCGAUUCUCGAAGUGAGCUCUUCGUAACCUCGAAGCUUUGGUGCACUGAUAAUCACCCAGAUGGGGUUUUACCAGCCCUUCACCAAACACUCCAGAGAUUGCAAUUAGAGUAUUUGGAUUUGUACCUCAUUCAUUGGCCCGCAAGGGUUAGGCAGAUGGAGGAGGGAUCGGUGCAAAAGGAACACCAUCUCCCUUUUGACAUGAGAGGGACAUGGGAGGCCAUGGAAAAGUGCUGCAGAAUGGGGCUCACUAAGUCCAUUGGAGUCAGCAACUUCUCAUGUAAGAAGCUCGGAGACCUGCUCGCUCAUGCCACCAUACCCCCUGCUGUUAACCAGGUGGAAAUGCAUCCUCUUUGGCAGCAAAGGAAGUUGAGGGAGUUUUGUGGGGAAAAGGGGAUCCAAGUGUAUGCAUAUUCGCCUUUGGGAGGGGCAGGAGCCACUUGGGGCACCAAUGCAGUACUCGACUCUGUGGUUCUCAAAGAGAUUGCUCAUGCCCAUGGAAAGAGCACUGCCCAAGUUUCUUUGAGAUGGAUCCUUCAACAAGGGGCUGGUUUGAUUGCCAAGAGCUUCAAAAAGGAGAGGCUGAAGGAGAACCUGGAAAUGUUUGAUUGGGAGCUUAAUGAAGAGGAAAUGCAAAAGAUUGGUGAACUCCCACCAAAGAAGGCAAUUCUCGGUGAAGAAUGGGUGUCACCUAAUGGGCCUUACAAGACUUUGGAGGAAUUGUGGGAUGGAGAAAUAUAAAACCUAUGCCCAAUACCUCAAUAAACUUAGGAAUUGAGUUGGGGCUCGAGUGGUUAGCGGUUGAGGUUUAGUAGCGCAACCUCUUGAGUUCGAUUCCUAUUAUUGAAGUACUCAAAAAUAAAAUAAAGACUUCAAUAAGUUCUUAGUUGUUAUUAUGGGUUAAUACUUAUUUCCCUUUGGGGUUCUAGAUCUUGUUUGUACAGAAAAAUAAUAAGUUCUUAGUUGUUAUUAUGGGUUAAUACUUAUUUCCCUUUGGGGUUCUAGAUCUUGUUUGUACAGAAAAAUAAUACAAUAAGUGCAUGUUUGGUUUGUAUGAAA